Fusarium sp. VM40 is the source of this 2082-nucleotide messenger RNA. The record is from the annotation of a GenBank genome assembly. Lineage: Eukaryota; Fungi; Ascomycota; Sordariomycetes; Hypocreales; Nectriaceae.
AUGGCGGUAACAGAGAAGGGCACAGGCCCGAAGCCAGGCAUGGCAAAGAGGAUCUACCUCAUGCUGGCGCCGGACUCGCAGAAGGACGACGAAGGCCGAGAUAACUUCAACUCGCGAUCGCAGUUCGUCCUCUGCGCCAUGGGAGGUGCUGUAGGCCUGGGCAAUCUCCUUCGAUUCCCAUCCGUGGUGUUCAACAACUACGGUCUCCAGUUCUUCAUCCCCUACCUCGUCGCUCUCUUCCUCAUCGGUAUCCCUAUUCUGAUUCUCGAAAUCACCCUCGGACAAGCCUACCGCGGCGGCUGCGUCAUUGCCUGGAACAACGUCAACCACCGCGCCAAGGGAAUCGGUCUGGCCAUGGUCUUCAACGGAUUUGCUGUCGUUGGUUACUACGUCCCCAUCCUCGCCUGGGCAAUGACAUACUUCCGCAUGUCGUUCCAGAGUCCUCUCCCGUGGGCCGGCCUGGAUACUACCGACUUCUUCCUGAACAAUGUUGUUCGUAACAAGGAUCCUACUGGUGGAGAGGAUGGAGGUCUUAAGUCCUAUCCCGGCCGCGGCAUCGUUGGUGAAACCUUCGGUUGGUGCGUCAUGAUCUGGUUCAUUGUGUGGAUGUGUACAUUCAAGGGCGUCGGUCUUACUGGACGAGUCAUCUAUGUCACCAUGGCCUUGCCCCUUAUAAUGAUUCUUAUUCUUGCCAUUCGAUCUCUUUCGCUUCCCAAUGCCUCUGAUGGCUUCGCCCUGUAUGUUGGAACAUGGCGAAGCGAGUCCCUCCAGGGCUCCAAAGUCUGGCAAGAUGCCUUUGGACAGAUGUUCUUCUCCAUUGGUGUGGGAUUCGGCUACUUCACGUCCUACGCCUCAUACAACAACAAGUAUGCCAACGCUGUGCAAGAUGCCUUCAUCAUCGCACUCAGUAACUCCAUGAUUGAGAUCAUCUCAGCCUUGGCUGUUAUGGGCGUUGUCGGGUUCCUGGCCAUUAACCCUGGUGAAGUUCCUCCCCUGUCCACCUUUAGCUCUGGCUUCUUCUACUACCCCGAAGCUCUUGCGAACAUGCCCGGGUCCAACUUCUUCUCUGCUCUGUUCUUCAUCACCCUGGCCCUGCUCGGUUUAACCUGUGUGUUUGCAUUGGCCGAGGUUCUGGUUACCCUGCUUUGUGACACUGAUCUCGGCCAACGUGUGCCUCGCUGGGUGAUCUCAACCUCCGUCAUCAUCUUGGGUGCCUUGACAUGUCUCAUCUACAGCAGUGAAUUUGGAUUUGCUGUCCUAGACGCCGUCGACAUGUUUGUUAACGAUAUCGCUCUCUUCAUUACGGUGUGGUCUGAGACAUACAUGGCCUGCACUCUCUACCGCUGGAGAGACCCAGUUGACCAGAUCGGCGCCCUCAGCUACUACGCAUACAAUGGAUGCUACGUCCUUGGUCUUUUCCUUGGCCCCUUACUCGGCCACCUCGUAAGCCCCGCCGCUGGUGCAGGCGUAGGCUUUGGCGUCUUCAUCGCUGGUGCUCUCGUCUCUGCGUUCAUGGGCAAAACCCCAACUGUCCCAGCUCCCAGAUUCUGGGGCAACAAUGCUAUCCUCAGCCGCUUCUGGUACGCGGCCUUCUACUCGGGCAACCAGCUCCGCCAAGAUCUCAACUGUGCUAUCAACAACGGCGGUAAGAACUGGAAAAUCCACUGGGUCUGGCCAAUCUGUCUCAAGUACAUCACCGGUCCCGCUGUCGCACUGGUGUUCUCCUUCGCCUACCCCAAGUUCCUCAACGGCCACCGAAACGACCCCCCAUUCAUCUACAGCUUUGUACUCAUGCACGUUGUUGUCAUCUUGAUCGUCGGUGCAUUCGUUGUGCCGCGCUUCCUCAACAUCCUCAUCCCUGCUCACCGUAUUGAGAGAGGCGAUGGAAAGUACGAUGUUGCGCCCCAGAUGACUCUUAACCUCUCUCCCACUGUUGACAAUGGUCUUGAGGGUGGUCUUGAGGGCCGCAGCGUUGAUGCUGAGCAUAGUCACAGCCACAGCGGCGAUCGAAGCAGCAUUGAGGCUGAUGCUAGAAAGGGUGUACCGACAGCCGAGCCAGGUGUUGUUGGAUCAAAGUACUAA